AUGCACAAUUCCCUCUGGGGCAUGAAGCACAUCUGCUACCAGGGAUGUGCUACCCAGGCCUUUCUGCUGUUCUUCUUCCUUGGAAUAGAGUUUUCUCUCCUCACCAUCAUGUGCUACGACCGCUAUGUUGCCAUCUGCAAACCCCUGCACUACGGGACCCUCCUGGGCAGCAGAGCUUGUGCCCACAUGGCAGCAGCUGCCUUGGCCACUGGGUUUCUCAGUGCUCUGCUGCACACAGCCAGUACAUUUUCCCUGCCCCUGUGCCAGGGCAAUGCCCUGGGCCAGUUCUUCUGUGAAAUCCCACACAUCCUCAGGCUCUCCUGCUCACACUCCAGGGAACUGGGGCACAUUGUGGUUAGUGCUUGUUUUUGUUUUGGUUGUUUCAUUUUCAUUGUUUUCUCCUAUGUGCAGAUCUUCAGGGCUGUGCUGAGGAUUCCCUCAGAGCAUGGAUGGCACAAAGCCUUUUCCACGUGCCUCCCUCACCUGGCUGUGGUCUCUCUGUUCCUCAGCACUGGCACUUUUGCCCACCUGAAGCCCCCCUCCAUCUCCUCCCUAUCCCUGGACCUGAUGGUGGCAGUUCUGUAGUUGAUGGUGCCUCCAGCACUGAACCCCCUCAUCUACAGCCUCAGGAACCAGGAGCUCAAGGAUGCCCUGAGGAAAAUGA
Molecule: messenger RNA, 664 nt
Organism: Lepidothrix coronata (blue-crowned manakin)
Lineage: Eukaryota; Metazoa; Chordata; Aves; Passeriformes; Pipridae
Product: olfactory receptor 14C36-like
Exons: 1
Coding region: 1-585 (194 amino acids)
Biological process (GO): G protein-coupled receptor signaling pathway
Cellular component (GO): membrane
Molecular function (GO): G protein-coupled receptor activity; olfactory receptor activity
Source: RefSeq, a predicted model, not a curated record